Microthlaspi erraticum is the source of this 249-nucleotide messenger RNA. The record is from the annotation of a GenBank genome assembly. Lineage: Eukaryota; Viridiplantae; Streptophyta; Magnoliopsida; Brassicales; Brassicaceae.
AUGACGAUGUUGGGAUCGGAAUCGUAUGCCAAGACGAUCCCCUUGAACUCGACUCCGGUGGCUAGCUGGACCUCGUAUGCCUUCCCCACCGCGAAUAUCUCUCCCGUUUCGUCGCCCUCUGCCACCGUUACACCUGUUGGACUCAUCGCCGGUGAUUUAACUUCCCUCUCGCUCCCGCCGGUGGUUUAUAAAUCGCGGUUUGUUAAACUGACGGUUGAAGAAUAUCUUCCAACUUCAGCGUCAAAGUAA